AUGAAUCGCAGACAGUUCUUGUCCUCCCACUGCAGCCAUGACAGCUCUGGGGGUGGUGGGGGCAGCAAGAUGUUCUCCUGCAGCCGCAGCAGCUUUUCAGGAGCUGGUGGAGGAGGGGGCCGAUUCAGCUCUUCUAGUAGCUUCGGAGGGGGCAGCUCUGGGGCUUGUGGGAGGGGAGGUGGUGGCAGUUUUGGAUCUAGCUACGGUGGAGGAUCUGGGGGCGGUUUUAGUGCUGGUAGCUUUGGGGGACAUUCUAGGGGCUUCAGUGGUGGUUCUGGAGGAAGCUUUGGGGGUGGAUUUGGAGGAGGCUUUGGGGGCUUUAGUGGUGGUUCUGGAGGAGGCUUUGGGGGGCCUGGGGGAUUUGGCAGUGGCUUUGAUAGUGGUGCUGGUGGUAUUCUGGGUGCUGAUGAGAAGACCACCAUGCAGGACCUCAAUUCCCGGCUGGCCUCCUACUUGGAUAAGGUGCAGGCAUUGGAGGAUGCCAACAAGGAACUGGAGAGUAAGAUCCGGGAGUGGUAUGACAAGCAGGGGCCUAGGGCCUUCCAUAGGAAUUACUCCCCCUACUAUGACACUAUUGAAGACCUCAAGAACCAGAUUGUGAACAUCACAGUGGACAACAAUAAGACCCUCCUGGAUCUUGACAACACUCGAAUGACAUUGGAUGACAUCAGGAUGAAGUGUGAUAUAGAGAACAACUUGCGACUAGCUGUGGAUGCUGACAUCAAUGGCUUGCAGAAGGUGCUGGUUGACCUGACCAUGCAAAAGUCUGACCUGGAGAUGCAGUAUGAGUCUCUGCAGGAGGAACUGAUUGCCCUCAAGAAGAAUCACGAGGAUGAGAUGAGCCAGCUGACUGGACAGAACUCUGGAGAUGUCAAUGUGGAGAUGAAUGCUGCUCCUAGCAGAGAUCUCACCAAGAUCCUCAAUGACAUGCGUGAGGAAUAUGAGCGAAUCAGUGCUAAGAAUCGUAGGGACAUUGAGGAGCAAUAUGAGACUCAGAUGAGCCAAAUGGAGCAGGAAGUGAUGAGUAGUGGCCAGGAGAUGGAGUCCAACCACAAGGAGGUGACCCAGCUCCGGCACAGCAUCCAGGAGAUGGAGAUUGAGCUGCAGUCUCAGCUCAGCAAGAAAUCGGCCCUGGAGAAAUCCUUGGAGGACACCAAGAACCACUACUCUGGCCAGCUGCAGCAGUUGCAGGAGCAGAUCAGGAGCCUGGAGGGCCAGAUCACUGAGAUCCGGGGAGAAAUUGAGUGCCAGAAUCAGGAAUAUAGCCUUCUGCUCAACAUCAAGACACGGCUGGAGCAGGAAAUUAAGACCUACCACAGUCUCCUUGAGGGUGGCCAGGAGGACUUUGAAUCUCAUGAAUCUGGACAAAGUCAUUUUGGAAGUGGCGGAAAUAGACAGCAAGGUGGAAGUGGAGGCAGUCAUGGAAGAGGAUCCAGGGGAGGGAGUGGUGGCAGCUAUGGUGGAAGAAGUAGUUCUGGAGGAGGGAGUGGAGGCAUCCAUGGAGGAGGAAGUGGUGGCAGCUAUGGUGGAGGAAGUAGUUCUGGAGGAGGAAGUAGAGGCAGCCAUGGAGGAGGAAGUGGUGGCAGCUAUGGUGGAGGAAGUAGUUCUGGAGGAGGGAGUGGAGGCAAGGGAGGAAGUGGAGGCAGCUAUGGUGGAGGAAGUAGUUCUGGAGGAGGAAGUGGAGGCAGGGGAGAAAGUGGAGGCAGCCAUGGAGGAGGAAGUGGUUCUGGAGGAGGAAGAGGUGGUGGCUGUGAAGAAGGAAGUGGAUCUGGAGGAAGAAGUGGUGGCAGCUAUGGAGGAGGAAGUGGAUCUGGAGGAGGAAGUGGUGGCAGCUAUGGUGGAGGAAGUAGUUCUGGAGGAGGAAGUGGUGGCAGCUACGGUGGAGGAAGUAGUUCUGGAGGAGGAAGUGGUGGCAGCUAUGGAAGUGGUGGCAGCUACGGUGGAGGAAGUAGUUCUGGAGGAGGAAGUGGUGGCAGCUAUGGUGGAGGAAGUAGUUCUGGAGGAGGAAGUGGAGGCAGGGGAGGAAGUGGAGGCAGCCAUGGAGGAGGAAGUGGUUCUGGAGGAGGAAGAGGUGGUGGCUGUGAAGAAGGAAGUGGAUCUGGAGGAGGAAGUGGUGGCAGCUACGGAGGAGGAAGUGGAUCUGGAGGAGGAAGUGGUGGCAGCUACGGAGGAGGAAGUGGAUCAAAAGGUGGAAGUGGAAGAUCAUCUCAGGUCCAGUCCUCUUCCUCCAAAUCUGGUGAAUGUGAUGAUACACAAGGCUACCACAUUCGAUACUAGAGCUCCUGUAAACUCUCCUGGCCCUGCCCCAGCCAAGUAUUCUCCAGACAGGCAGCCCCCAGAUGAAGCCUGCUCAUUGUCUUCUGGCAUCAGAAAUAGCUGGCAACAAGGCCCAGAGCUCAUGUGGAACUGGGCUGAGUGGGCAUGUGUACCCUUGGGAGGGUUGGGGAGAUCUCUCUUCAACUGUUUGGUCUGGG
Nyctereutes procyonoides (raccoon dog) is the source of this 2474-nucleotide messenger RNA. RefSeq names its product keratin 9 (gene KRT9). Gene Ontology annotation, molecular function: structural molecule activity. Gene Ontology annotation, cellular component: keratin filament. The coding region runs from base 1 to 2277 and encodes 758 amino acids. Lineage: Eukaryota; Metazoa; Chordata; Mammalia; Carnivora; Canidae. The record is from RefSeq and is a predicted model, not a curated record. The transcript has 9 exons.